CAUCUUCCUUAACUUUUCAGAAAAUCUUGGCUGUUUUUAAACCUAAAGAUGAAGAACCCUAUGGACGCCUUAAUCCUAAAUGGACCAAAUGGAUGCAUAAAUUAUGCUGUCCCUGUUGCUUUGGUAGAGCAUGUUUAAUACCAAAUCAGGGUUACCUCUCGGAAGCUGGCGCCAGUUUAGUCGAUCGUAAACUAAAUCUAAAUGUUGUGCCAAAAACACGAGUUGUACGUUUGGUAGCGGAAACAUUUAAUUAUGCACGUAUAGAUCGACAAAAGGCCAAGUUAAAGCGAAGGAUAAAGGAACAUUAUCCAUCAGCGAGAUUUAAUCGUAUGAGUUUACCCUUAAAGGUGAGUGGGUAUUCUUAG
Molecule: messenger RNA, 365 nt
Organism: Lucilia cuprina (Australian sheep blowfly)
Lineage: Eukaryota; Metazoa; Arthropoda; Insecta; Diptera; Calliphoridae
Product: phosphatidylinositol 4-kinase type 2-beta
Exons: 2
Coding region: 93-365 (90 amino acids)
Biological process (GO): endosome organization; phosphatidylinositol phosphate biosynthetic process; Golgi organization
Cellular component (GO): lysosomal membrane; endosome; plasma membrane
Molecular function (GO): 1-phosphatidylinositol 4-kinase activity
Source: RefSeq, a predicted model, not a curated record